CAGCUCAGGGAGAGCAGGCUUGUGUCCAUAUAACUCUCUGAUUGCGUGCAUCGGGACAGCUUUUUUUCCCCCCCAUUGUGUUGUAAAAAUGAAAUCCCAGGCUGCCUAAUGCAUAGGCUGUCUCCAGCCGCUGCAUUCCCAUAGCUCAGAAUGACCCCAGAUACAGCACAUUGUACUAGGCUGUCACGUGUGACAGAAAGUGCUGGCUGUCCUUUUCACAACAAACAUGAAACAUUUGCACCUCCAGCAUUUUUACACAAUGGGGUACAUGUUAGCAAGUGUACAUGUAAGUUUCAUAAAGUGAUCUCAUCCCUUUUCUUUUCCUUCACCUUUUUUUUUCCUUUUGAAAAUUUCAUCUUUCCAUGCCUGGGAGGACCCCUCUCCGUUUAUCACUCUGUUUCCAGCAACCGGUUGAAAAAACACAUUAGGACACAUGAGAGUUUUGAUGCUGCGUGUGUAUGUAAUCUGCAAUGCUGGAAGAAUUAGAAGAAUUUGAGGGUCCUGGAAAUGAAAGGGCAGAAGCACAGCCCCCUAGUACACAAGAUAAGGGCACGAAGAAGAAAUUACUUGGCCCAGCUGUCAGCUACCUCAUGGGACCAAGAUUUCUUGUCUAUGUAAGCUGUGCACUUUCAAUAUGGGGGGACCGCAUGUGGCAUUUUGCCAUUUCUGUAUUCCUCAUUGAACUCUAUGGACAUAACCUGCUGCUAACAGCUGUUUUUGGCUUAGUGGUAGCCGGCUCUGUACUAGUGUUUGGGGCAUUAAUCGGUGACUGGAUAGACAGAAAACCCAGAAACAAAGGAGACACUGGGCUGUUUCUCUCCCGGCAAGAUCCUCACACAGGAACGGGUGGGGAGAUGUGGCUGUCAAGACCCCUAGACAAAACAGAAAUCACGUGGUGUUUGUCUUCCAGGAGAGUGGGGGCUAGUGAGGGUUUUGCACAAAGACAAGGUGGAUCUGAUAAUGACUUCUUCCUCUCACUCCCUGCAUUUGCACAUGCAUCAUUGUUCAUUCAGAAUUCAUCUGUCACCGCUUGCUGUAUAGUCCUGAUGCUGGUAUUCUCCUAUAAAAAUGAAAUAGAACAGAUUUGGCAUGGCUGGCUUACAGUAUUCUGCUAUGGAGUGGUUAUUAUUUUAGCAGAUCUGGCGAAUCUUGCAAGCACGGCAUUAACUAUAACCAUACAGAAAGAUUGGAUCGUAGUUAUCACGGGAGAUAACAGAAGUCAACUGGCGGGUAUGAAUGCAACAGUGAGAAGAAUGGAUCAAGUAAUAAAUAUCUUUGCCCCAUUAUCAGUGGGUCAAGUCAUGACUUGGGCUUCUAAUGUGGUUGGCUGUGGAUUCAUUCUUGGGUGGAAUCUGGUUUCACUACUUGUGGAAUUUAUCUUCCUCUCCAGAGUUUAUAAAAUGGUACCUCAGCUGGCUGUAAAAGCACAGCAAUCCAUUGGAGAACAUUACUUAGAACGACAACUGGAACUCCUAAAUGUUCAAGGUGAUCUGCCAAUCUGCUCGGUCAUAGGAGACUUUAUUGGUACACCAGUCAUUCCCAGUGUAUCCCGUGAAGAGAAGCCCCGGACUCCAGAGCCCCCACCAGAACAUACUUCAGCACUUCCAGUUUGCUUGCAAAAAGUACGCCGAAUGUUGCGUACCUGUACAGAUGGCUGGAAAUCCUACUACAGACAAUCUGUCUUUUUAGCAGGUUUAGGAUUGGCCUUCUUGUACACCACAGUCCUGGGCUUUGAUUGUAUUACUACAGGUUACGCCUACACUCAGGGGAUAAGUGGCUCUCUGCUCAGCAUACUCAUGGCCGUGUCUGCCAUCUCAGGAUUAAUGGGCACAUUUCUGUUUACCAUACUAAGAAGACAUUACGGCUUAGUGGUCACAGGAAUUAUAUCCAGCUGCCUCCAUGUUAGUUGUUUAAUGCUUUGCGUAUUUUCAGUCUUUGCUCCAGGAAGCCCGUUUGACUUGGGCAUUUUCUCUGUCAUUAUGGGUGUGAAUUCUUCUUCAAACACUGAGAAACUGCAUCAGAACCAACUCCAUAUUUAUCCAUCUCAAGGGAAUAUUAACCAGCCUAUCCUCCCAGACCGCUCCUCAAUCCACUGGACUAACAAUACUGUGCUGUUUGAGAGUGUACGUGCUGGCGACCAUCCAGACUCCUAUAUCUCAAUCAUACUGCUGUUUUCAGGAGUAAUAUUGGCGAGAGUGGGUCUGUGGUCCUUCGACUUGACGGUGACUCAACUUCUCCAGGAGAACAUUCCAGAAUCAGAACGUGGGGUUGUUAAUGGAGUGCAAAGCUCAAUGAAUUACCUGAUGGAUCUAGUACAUUUCAUUAUGGUCAUUCUCGCUCCUCAGCCUCAGCAGUUUGGGCUCCUGGUUAUCAUCUCGAUCCUGUUUGUGAUCGCUGGACACACCAUGUAUUUUUUUUAUACCAAAAAAUAUAAAUCAAAAGAGAGGGAAUCACAAAAUACUCCUGCCUGAUAGUCUUGUGACUAACCAUUUUUAAGUAGCUAGUACUCCUUGUAGUAUAAUCUUUGUAGUAUGAGUUUUAGCAUGAAGUGUUGGAUAACUUUAGCAAACCUGUCCAAUGUUCACCUAAUCUGUUCCAUUUCUUUUUAUAUUUUUAUUUUAUACAUGAACCACCAUAUUCCAUAUACAGAUUCUAUCAACUUCACUGGAAAUAAACAACAUACAUUACUUAAA
Hyla sarda is the source of this 2693-nucleotide messenger RNA. RefSeq names its product solute carrier family 40 member 1-like. Gene Ontology annotation, molecular function: iron ion transmembrane transporter activity. Gene Ontology annotation, biological process: iron ion transmembrane transport. Bases 471 to 2471 code for a protein of 666 amino acids. The record is from RefSeq and is a predicted model, not a curated record. The transcript is spliced from 10 exons. Lineage: Eukaryota; Metazoa; Chordata; Amphibia; Anura; Hylidae. Gene Ontology annotation, cellular component: membrane.